CGUCAUCGCGCGCUCCUCGUCCAAGCCACAGGAGUUCAUCUGCAAGAGGAUCGCCGGCCUCCCCGGCCAGCGCAUCCGACGUGGGCUCUGGAUGGAAACCGUCCCCCCAGGGCACGUGUGGCUGUUGGGGGACAACGCGGAGAACUCCACCGAUUCCCGGGCGUACGGGGCGGUGCCGUACGGCCUCAUUCGUAGCCGCGCAAUCCUCAGGGUCUGGCCGCUGGCCGACAUCCAGGUCCUCUCUCAGAGACACUCCUGU
This is a messenger RNA of Darwinula stevensoni, 259 nucleotides long. The record is from the annotation of a GenBank genome assembly. Lineage: Eukaryota; Metazoa; Arthropoda; Ostracoda; Podocopida; Darwinulidae.